UCCGAUGUGUUAGUUACGUGGAUGUGAAGCGAGUUCCUCGAGAUACAUAAAUGAAUACGGUGCGCGUAUUCAAUUUUCUCGUCUAAAUUCGAAGUGUAUCCGCGUUUAACUGUGAAAACCAUUGGAAUGACUGCUCUCGAUAGCAAUGGCUCUCUUCAAGACAAGAAAACUAGCAGUGAAAAUGGGACUGAAGAUUAUCCAAAGAUACCCACUUCCACGAAUGGACCUAUACUCUGGACUUACACUAUGAGAAGGCAUAUGCAGGAAGUGGUUCCUGGGUUGUAUCUGGGUCCAUAUAGUGCAGCCAGUAGGUCUAAACUGCAAUCUCUAUUAGAUCAUGGUAUCACUCACAUUGUCUGUGUCAGGCAAGACAUAGAAGCAAAUUUUAUAAAACCGAACUUUCCCGACAGAUUUAAAUAUCUGGUUUUAAACAUAGCCGACACGCUGACUGAAAAUAUUAUCCAACAUUUUCAAAAAGUGAAUUCAUUUAUUGACGAGAGUCUGAAUGCUGGUGGACAUGUGCUGGUCCAUGGGAACGCUGGUAUAUCAAGAUCCGCAGCACUAGUCUUAGCGUAUGUCAUGGAAACGUACGGACUCUCUGAAACUCGUGCGCACGCGCUAGUGCAGCAGAGGAGGUUUUGCGUAAACCCGAACGAAAGUUUCAUGACCCAACUCAGAGAGUACGAACCGAUAUACCAAGCUCAGAAAACGUUGAAAGACGUGGAACAAAGUUUCUCGAGGCUGGCUACCAAACGGAGGAUUGACACAGAGAGGACAGACGACGCGAUGGACAGUUGAUA
Molecule: messenger RNA, 800 nt
Organism: Ceratina calcarata
Lineage: Eukaryota; Metazoa; Arthropoda; Insecta; Hymenoptera; Apidae
Product: serine/threonine/tyrosine-interacting protein
Exons: 5
Coding region: 127-798 (223 amino acids)
Biological process (GO): regulation of ERK1 and ERK2 cascade; negative regulation of SCF-dependent proteasomal ubiquitin-dependent catabolic process; negative regulation of protein binding
Cellular component (GO): nucleoplasm; cytoplasm
Molecular function (GO): F-box domain binding
Source: RefSeq, a predicted model, not a curated record